ACAGUGAAAGCUGAGAGAGAGAGAGAGAGACGUGUUUGGGAAGGCAGAUGUUGCUCACGAAGUCAUAAGAACGAGUUCAAAAAUUUAUAGCAAGACAUUCCAGAGGGUCAACGGUGGAUGUGGUGAUUGGAACACUGAAAAGGAUCGUUUCUUCUGGAAUCAGACAUCACAAUAGAAAUGGUGCAAACAAACGUGCAGCACAAGAAAAGGCAAGUGGCAAUCUUCCUUAUAUUGAUGGUUUUGUGGGAGGUGGGCUCUGAACUGAUUCAUUAUUCUGUAUUGGAGGAGACAGAAAGUGGCACGUUUGUGGCCAACUUGACAAAGGACCUAGGACUUAAGGAGGGAGAGCUGGCUGCUCGGGGAGCCCGGGUUGUUUUCAAGGGGAACAGACAGCAUUUGCAGCUUGAUCCACAAACCCAUGAUUUGCAGUUAAAUGAAAAAUUAGACCGGGAGGAGCUGUGUGGCUCCACGGAGCCGUGUGUGCUUCCUUUCCAAGUGUUACUGGAAAAUCCUUUGCAGUUUUUUCAGGCUGCUUUGAGAGUCAGAGAUAUAAAUGACCACACCCCUGAGUUCCCUGACAGAGAAAUGCUUCUGAAAAUAUCAGAAAUUACACUACCAGGAAAGAUAUUUCCUCUGAAAAUGGCACAGGAUUUAGAUACUGGCAGCAAUAGCAUUCAGAGCUAUACAAUCAGCUCCAACCCUCACUUCCACGUUCUCACCCGCAAUCGCAGCGACGGCAGGAAGUUCCCGGAGCUGGUGCUGGACAAAGCAUUGGACCGGGAGGAACAGCCCCAGCUCAAGCUAACGCUCACAGCGCUGGAUGGCGGCAUUCCCCCGCGGUCAGGGACCACAAGGAUUCAGAUAGUGGUCUUGGACAGCAAUGACAAUGCCCCUGAAUUUGCUCAGGAGCUCUAUGAAGUGCAAGUCCUGGAGAACAACGCCAUUGGCUCUCUGGUUACUACUGUCUCUGCGAGAGAUUUAGAUGCAGGAUCCUUUGGGGAAGUAUCUUAUGCCCUAUUUCAAGUGGAUAACUUAAACCAACCCUUCGAAAUAAAUGCAAUCACAGGAGAAAUUCGACUAAAAAAGACUUUGGAUUUUGAGGAAUUUCAGUCUUACCACGUCGAUGUGGAGGCCACAGAUGGCGGGGGCUUAACAGGAAAAUGCUCUUUAGUCGUCAAGGUUCUGGAUGUGAAUGACAACGCACCAGAACUGACAAUGUCCUCUCUCGUCAGCUCUAUCCCUGAAAACUCUCCAGAGAUCACAGUGGCUGUGUUCAGUGUUUCAGAUGCAGAUUCCGGACAUAACCAACAGGUUAUCUGUUCUAUAGAUGACAAUCUCCCCUUCAUUCUGAGACCUACGAUGGAGAAUUUCUACACCCUGGUAACAGAAAGCCCGCUAGACAGAGAGAGCCAAGCCGAGUACAACAUCACCAUCACCGUCACCGACCUGGGGACUCCCAGGCUGACCACAGAGCACAGCAUAACCCUGCUGGUCUCCGACGUCAACGACAACGCCCCCGCCUUCACCCAGGCCUCCUACACCCUGCUGGUCCGCGAGAACAACAGCCCCGCCCUGCACAUCGGAACCAUCAGCGCCACAGACGCAGACGCGGGCACCAACGCCCAGGUCACCUACUCGCUGCUGCCGCCCCACGACCCGCAGCUGGCCCUGGCCUCGCUGGUGUCCAUCAACGCCGACAACGGCCAGCUGUUCGCGCUCAGGUCGCUGGACUACGAGGCCCUGCGCGCCUUCGAGUUCGGCGUGCGCGCGGCAGACCGCGGCUCGCCCGCGCUCAGCAGCCAGGCGCUGGUGCGCGUGCUGGUGCUGGACGCCAACGACAACGCGCCCUUCGUGCUCUACCCGCUGCAGAACGGCUCUGCGCCCUGCACCGAGCUGGUGCUGCUGUUCGUGGCGGCGCGGCUGUGCAGGAGGGCCAGGGCGGCCUCGCUGGGGGGCUGCUCGGUGCCCGAGGGCCACUUCCCGGGCCACCUGCUGGACGUCAGCGGUACUGGGACCCUGUCCCACAGCUACCAGUAUGAGGUGUGUCUGACGGGAGGGACAGGGACCAGCGAUUUUAAAUUUCUGAGGCCAAUUAUCCCCAAGUUCUCUCCUCAGGGUGCUGGUAGAGAAAUGAAAGAAAGCCCCACCUUUCGGAAUAGUUUCCCAUUCAAUUAAGUUUGGGAUUAUCCUAUUAAGCCCUACUCAUAAUAAUUGGAAAUCUUUUUUAAC
Molecule: messenger RNA, 2229 nt
Organism: Tupaia belangeri chinensis (Chinese tree shrew)
Lineage: Eukaryota; Metazoa; Chordata; Mammalia; Scandentia; Tupaiidae
Gene: PCDHB6
Product: protocadherin beta 6
Exons: 2
Coding region: 178-2175 (665 amino acids)
Biological process (GO): homophilic cell-cell adhesion
Cellular component (GO): plasma membrane
Molecular function (GO): calcium ion binding
Source: RefSeq, a predicted model, not a curated record